Messenger RNA from Gorilla gorilla gorilla (western lowland gorilla), 677 nucleotides. RefSeq names its product large ribosomal subunit protein uL14m-like. Gene Ontology annotation, molecular function: structural constituent of ribosome. Gene Ontology annotation, biological process: translation. Gene Ontology annotation, cellular component: ribosome; mitochondrion. The record is from RefSeq and is a predicted model, not a curated record. The transcript has a single exon. Lineage: Eukaryota; Metazoa; Chordata; Mammalia; Primates; Hominidae. Bases 83 to 520 code for a protein of 145 amino acids.
GUUGGGCGAAGGCGGCGCUUGGCUGGUGGGGCCCGCGGCGGGAUUUUCCCGGGCGGCGAGAGCGGAUCUAUCUUGGGAUCCCAUGGCUUUCUUUACUGGGCUCUGGGGCCCCUUCACCUGUGUAAGCAGAGCGCUGAGCCAUCGCUGUUUCAGCACCACUGGGAGUCUGAGUGCGAUUCAGAAGAUGACGCGGGUACGAGUGGUGGACAACAGUGCCCUGGGGAACAGCCCAUACCAUCGGGCUCCUCGCUGCAUCCAUGUCUAUAAGAAGAAUGGAGUGGGCAAGGUGGGCGACCAGAUACUACUGGCCAUCAAGGGACAGAAGAAAAAGGCGCUCAUUGUGGGGCACUGCAUGCCUGGCCCCCGAAUGACCCCCAGAUUCGACUCCAACAACGUGGUCCUCAUUGAGGACAACGGGAACCCUGUGGGGACCCGAAUUAAGACACCCAUCCCCACCAGCCUGCGCAAGCGGGAAGGCGAGUAUUCCACGGUGCUGGCCAUUGCUCAGAACUUUGUGUGAGUUGAGCCCAGGCCUCUGGUUGCAGGACUGGUGAAUGGAGCAGUUCUGAGAACCAUACUUUUGCUAAGGGAGCUUGGGAGCCGCAUGGCUGCUCCCUUCACACUGGGUAACAGUGUAGUAUCUUGUGAGAGAAUAAAUGUAUUCAUUAAAAAAAAAA